AUGCGAGUACCUUUUCCCCCUCCAGGAUUCGGGCUUCUAGAAUCAGGUGCUGUAUCCAAAAAGAAUGAAGUGAAUAUAUUAAUGAAGAAUGCCGUGGAUGUCGUUCUUGGUGGACUUUCUUACUGGAUGUUUGGCUAUGGAUUACAAUAUGGACAAGGACCAGGAACCUCGGCAUUUUUUGGUGUUGGAUCGUUUAUGGUAGACGCUGACAAUGAUGGGGGAGUGUUCGCAACUUUCAUUUUUCAGUUAUCCUUUGCCACAACCGCAACGACUAUUGUGUCUGGUGCAAUGGCAGAAAGAGCAGAUUUUAAUGCUUAUAUAGUAUUUUCUUUUCUAAAUACAAUUACUUACUGCAUUCCAGCUGGUUGGAUGUGGGGUGAACAUGGAUUUUUGAAGAAGCUUGGAGCCAUUGAUUUUGCUGGAUCUUGCGCAGUCCAUUUAACUGGAGGGGCUUCGGCACUUGUAGCAGCUCUGCUGCUUAAACCAAGGUUACACAGGUAUGAUCAAGGUACCAGCUCUUUGGCUAUGGGAGAUCCUGGCAAUGCUAUUAUUGGAAUGUUCACAUUGUGGUGGGGAUGGUUAGUAUUCAACACAGGCAGUAGUUUUGGCAUAACAGGAAACAAGUGGCAAUAUUCUGGAAGAGCAGCUAUUAACACCAUCAACGCAUCUUUGGGUGGAGGAAUGGCGGCACUUAUUUUAAC
This is a messenger RNA of Stegodyphus dumicola, 701 nucleotides long. Its product is annotated as putative ammonium transporter 3. NCBI's taxonomy places the organism in Eukaryota, Metazoa, Arthropoda, Arachnida, Araneae, Eresidae. Gene Ontology annotation, biological process: ammonium transmembrane transport; ammonium homeostasis. The record is from RefSeq and is a predicted model, not a curated record. Gene Ontology annotation, cellular component: plasma membrane. Gene Ontology annotation, molecular function: ammonium channel activity.